CAAAGAGAAAGAAAGAACAUGAAGAUGUUUUUAUUAUUUUAGCACCUUUAUUACUUUAACUGAUCUCUACUGUAGAUUAUGUCAUCAGUUACUAUAUCCAGGAAUAGGCCGACUUAAAUUAGUCAGCGACAUUGGGGUCAUGUGAGAGGGUGGAGCUGGUAGGAUGAACGUAUAUCAGCUAUUCUUGGUGACUAGAUGUCUAGAUGUGAAAGGGUAUGAACACCAACAUGCUUGUCAUAGAAAGGAGAAGGAUCAUCCCUGAGUCGGUCUUCAGUCUGAGUGGAAGAUCUACUCUGGUAUUCAUGCUUUUGCUGUUUGGACAAGUUGCAUCUGAACAUCUAGUCACUGGCAUUAUAGGAGAAUCUGUUCUGUUACCCUGUGACCUGAAUUUAUCCAUCAACCCAGCAAGACUCCGGUUCCAUUGGCAAGAUCAUUCAGACGUUGUGUUGUACUCUUUCAACGCAAGAGUUGAGCAAGAAUAUCAGAAUAAACUUUACACAAACAGGACUAACGCCUUUCAGGUUGAGAUGAGUUCUGGAAAUAUCUCUAUCGAACUCAGGCAAGUAACACCUCAAGACAACCAGAAAACCUACUGGGCUUUCGCGUUGCUGUUCGACAGAAAUGAUCAACCUAUCCAUUUCACCAAAGUGUGUCAGACUACUCUGCUUGUCGCAGCACGGUUUCCGACACCCAAAUUGACUGUGAAGUACAAAGUGAUGAAUGCAAUGUGUUUGACCCAGGGAGGCUACCCCAAACCAAAAGUCACAUGGACUAUCCAGGACCUCUCUCAGCCUCAGAACGGCACUCUGGAACCCAGGGAAGUACAGACCAACUUUACACUUGAUCCUGAAAGUGGACUGUACACUGUCUGGAGCCAAGUGAAUUUCACAAAGAAUUACAUAGAUAAUCAUUCUGUGACCUGCCAGGUGUUCAACCCCGUUCUGAGAGAGACUGUGAGCAACACAACCAUCAUCCGCACAAGUGAAGGCCUUUCUCUCAGUGCUAUUCUAGGCAUUACACUAGGCAUCACACUAUUGAUGCUGAUUUGCGUCGGGGGAAUCAUUUUUGUUUACAAACAAUGUAAGUUACAAUUUCAGGAUUUUUAUUACCAUAAUGAACAUGGAUCCAGUACUGUAUAAAGACACCCCAUCUGUAAAUACUCUGUUAGUGACAAAUCUAAGGAUAUUACAUCGAUUUACAUUCAACGAAGUGCUACCAACUCCCAAUCACACGAUAACGGCAAACCUGGGAUAGCUAUAGACAUAACUAUGCUUUGUGGAAAAUAACUAUUUUUCCUUUGGCACAAAUACUUACUUUGAAAGUGACUACAACUACUUGAAUAAAGAUUCCAACAUUUUUUCGGAAACUAUAGGAUUAGCUGCCUUCAACUAAUGGCAGGGCUGCAUCUGCAUGUUGAAGAUAGAAAUAGAAUCAAUAGAGCGCACACAAUCUCCUAUACUAUUCCAAUCUAUCUGAUAGUCAUACUGUAUUUGAUCUACACAAUACAUUUUUAUCUGAACAUUCUGUUAAUGCCCAUUCUCCAAAAUAUCCAUUGCUCCAGGUGUACAUAAAGGCAAAACAUUUAACAAAUGAUAUUUGAUAAAGUAUAAAUAAGUUGUGACCCUCAACUACUUUAUGACUCUUUCAACAUGCCACUGAAAAGGUUGAAAGCUGCAAUUAAUACUGCAGAGUAAUUUGAAGCCAAUUGCAAGUUGGAUAUUUACACAGCUAAUUCUCCAGUGUAAGAAAACAAACAAAAUUAACACAGAAUGUUAAAUCAACACUGCAAGUGUUGAGUCUGGACCCAUAUCAAAUUAUUUGUGUUAAGGGAUUUUUAUCAAUGACUAAUUACGUAUACAUUUCAAUCAGGACUGACUAUUCAGAAUACUAUUAUGUUACUCUAUAGAUGUAUGAAUUUUCUUUUAACCCUAGUACUGAAUAUAAUGUGUGUAAAUGUAAUCAAGAAUUAGAACAAUGACUGUCUGUUCCUUGGUAGAAAUGAAUGAACUUAUAGCGAGACUGGCUAGAAUGCUUAUCUAAACAGGCAGAUCUUGGUUCGGGUCGUAAAUUAUCUUAGUAGGGAGAGACGAUGUGGGAAGGCUUGAACUAUACAGCCAUUGUACUGGAGCGGCGAUGAGACUGGGUAGUACGAAAACUAAUGACGUCAUUUUCAGUUUAUAACCUGUGGUAAACUGUCUCAUGUUCAGUACUCUCGAGAAUAA
Molecule: messenger RNA, 2222 nt
Organism: Oncorhynchus tshawytscha (Chinook salmon)
Lineage: Eukaryota; Metazoa; Chordata; Actinopteri; Salmoniformes; Salmonidae
Product: T-lymphocyte activation antigen CD80-like
Exons: 5
Coding region: 216-1139 (307 amino acids)
Biological process (GO): immune response; positive regulation of T cell proliferation; cellular response to lipopolysaccharide
Cellular component (GO): external side of plasma membrane
Source: RefSeq, a predicted model, not a curated record